AUGUUCUCUUUAGUCAAAGACAAGCACGAACAUGCAUGGGCCAUCAUGAAGAUUGAAGAUAAACAGGCAGUUGUGGUUAAGGAGACUCAUGGCAAACUAGAAUCCAGAACUGAUGUAGAAAAAAACAGGAAACUCUUCGGCGAGAUGUUGCAGAAGGUUGAGGAACUGGGAGGGCCCUGUUACAUCCUCUUUGACUUAGUUUAUGAACAGAGCAGUGGUAGUUCCAAAGAUAAACCAAUUUACAUAUAUUGGUGCGAUGAUGACACGGUUGGAGUAAAGGAAAAGAUGAUGUAUGCCGCAACUAAUAAUGAAUUGAAGAAGCAAUGUGAUGGAUUCGCACCAUACGAAUUGCAUGAUAAAGAUGAUUUCAAUUUCAAAUUUGUUUCUGACGAUUUGAAAGGAAAGGACAGGCAAUAA
Messenger RNA from Pocillopora verrucosa, 417 nucleotides. RefSeq names its product cofilin/actin-depolymerizing factor homolog. The record is from RefSeq and is a predicted model, not a curated record. Gene Ontology annotation, biological process: actin filament severing; actin filament depolymerization. Gene Ontology annotation, molecular function: actin filament binding. Gene Ontology annotation, cellular component: cytoplasm; actin cytoskeleton; actin cortical patch. NCBI's taxonomy places the organism in Eukaryota, Metazoa, Cnidaria, Anthozoa, Scleractinia, Pocilloporidae.